AUCGUACCUUUCUAAGGCUGAAACAGUUCAUAUGUAAAGUGCGUGCGAUUCAUUUUUUUAGUGUCUUCUACAGAAACACACUUUUCAGUGGGUUUCAUUUUCACAUUGAUAUGUCGCCAAAAAGGAAUGUGCCGAAAACAGGUUCUUCAGAAGGAAAAGUAGCAGCAUCAAGUUCAAAAAACGCUAACAAUGAAGAUGUAGGCUCUUCGAACGUACUUGACGAGGCACUUCAAGAUCAAUUUGAGUUAGAAUUAUGUUGGUGUAUUCAACAGCUAGAAUCUGGAUUACACAAGGUCAAACUUCAGGAAAAACAGAAGCAAAAUGUUAACAAAUAUGUGCAUGCAUUAAAGAGCAACAAAGUACCACCAAUUAAAAAGAGACAAAUUAUGAGAGCUACUUUUGGAGAUUAUAGAGCAAAAAUGGCAGAAGAAGAGAAGAGGCUAUCAACGAAUGCAUCAAUUGUGAAGUUUUCAAAACCUGCCAAACAAAAUAAGGAAUCUUUAUUUUUACGAAAGGCUGUGAUACAUGAAUCUACCCCAGCAGAAGUUAAAACUAUGUUUAAUACACCCAGUUUAGGGUCUUCAUUUAAAUUUAAUUUUCAGCCACCUGUUUUGUAAAUUUAAUCAGCCAUUUAUAAUUAUAAGACUUUAUGUAUAUUUUCCAUACCCAUAUUAUACACUUCAUGCAAUGACAUCUAAUAAUAACAUAGCGAUACAACCUUUAACAGA
Molecule: messenger RNA, 728 nt
Organism: Orussus abietinus
Lineage: Eukaryota; Metazoa; Arthropoda; Insecta; Hymenoptera; Orussidae
Product: UPF0488 protein CG14286
Exons: 2
Coding region: 111-617 (168 amino acids)
Source: RefSeq, a predicted model, not a curated record